GAAUAAGAGAUUAAGCCGGAGAAGAAGAUAUUAAGCCGGAGAAGAAGAGAUUUACGCCGGAGAAGACGAGAUUUGAGUCGGUAUCUUUGUCUCCCCACCAAUAGAGACCUGUUGACUUUGUCCCCACCAGAAUUAGAGAGGCCUAGAGAACGAGACUGAAAUAAUUAGGGUUAGGGGUUUUGAUUUGGGAAUUUUUUUUUUAAAUUUUUUUUAAUUGGUUCUGUAUAUUAUAUAUUAAUUUAAUGUAUUACAGUUAGUUUUAAAAUUGUAUUUCGAAGGACUAAACUGGGAUUUUCAAAAUUAUUAGCUUAAUGAGACAAUUAUAGGUUGGGAUUAUUCUAUUAGGACAAUGUUUAUAUUUUUUUGCUCUAAAAAAACAAUUUUCCCUAUUUUGUUUUCUCCAUAAAUGUUGUGUCUAUUUCCUUAAUUCUCGAUCAUGAUAUCUUAUUGUUGUUCCCAGUAAUAAUGUGAUCCAAAGUGUUAGUAAUAUAUUCUUUUUGUUCCAGAAAGAUAAAUAUUUUUAAUUGUUUAAAAUACAGUUUUAUUUUAAGAUAUUUUUAGUAGUUAAUGAUGAUAAAUUACAAACUUAAAAAUUAAUUAUAUUUUUAAAUACUAUUACUCAGAAAUUAUUGAAAAAUGAUGAUACAGAAAAUAAUACUAUAUUAAAAAUUCAGUUUUACUAUAAUUCAGAUACAACCACUUAAACUAUAUUAUGGAAAAUUAGAAAAUACAAAUAAUUUUGAAAAUAUUGCUCCAUAUUCUCUCUUUUUUUUUAUAAAAAAAUAAGUUUUGAUUUUGACUUAUGAAGCACAAUUACUAAAAUCCAAAAUAAUGAUAAGUAUUUUUUUUUUGGGCAACAAAUAAUGUUUAGUAUAAAAGAUGCUCAAAUACAAGUCCACUUCUGUAAUUCAAUUUAAAUAACAAAAUAAAUUUACAAAUAUAAUAAGGUCCAGAAUUAAUAUUUAUAUUAUUUGAGUUUCAAGCUUGCAGGUUUCUGCGGGUUAUUCAAUCAUAUAUUAUACACUAAACACAUUGAGAUUUGUAUAAACUCUUCACUAGGUUUGGAAUACCUAAGUUAAACAAGAUUUUUCUCUUUUGAAAAAGUAUUAACCCCGUGCUUCAAAGCUUGAUUCAAAAGUUUGAAUUGAGUUUUGAAAAAAUAUCAUCCAAUUUAUAUGGGAUUUUAUCGGGUCAACCAAUAUUGGAUAGCAGGUUAAUGAUACUUUUUACGUUUUUACCGACUUUUAUCAGAUUUUUAUAUAUAAAGUUUUAACAAAAUUCAGACCAAAUUUAUAUGAAUCACCUGAUUUACUUCUGAGACUUUAGGUUUGGUUCGGGUAUGAAAAUACUGCUAAAACUAUUAAAAAUUCUAUAAUAUAUAUACUAUUAGAUUAGCCCAAAAUCUGCCAAGUAAAUUUUUUGUCUCAUCAACUCAACAAAUAUAACUCUUAAAAAUACACACAAAAUGCAACGAUGACGUUGUAAUAUAAGAAUACACAUAUAAAAUCUAAAAUAAACUAUUUGAUAAAUUAUAUAAUUUUAAACUAAAAUUCUUUUACUUUUUCGAUAUAAUAACACUUUAUAACUUAAUAAUAUACUUCAAACCAUCAAAAACAAAAUAAUAAUUCAAAUCAAACAAUAUUCUUAAUCGGAAAAAACUCGCGCUUCAAAAAGCGCGGGUCAAAAUCUAGUAAAACAUUAAAUGAAGAAACUCAACUAAGUUUUUGGCCUUACUAACUAACAGUAACAUAUAUGUUCACCACUCUUAAAAUAAAAUGGUUAAACCAUCAAUCAGCAGCGGUAGUAUAGUGGUAAGAAGAAGAACUUGAGAGGCAAGAUAUAAAUAAACCCAUCGAUUUUUUAUUCAAAUUUGGUCAGAAGCUUAGUUGAUAUUGUUUAGUUAAUAGAAUCAUAUUUUAAACUUCAUUAAAAAAAUUAGACUAGAGUAAGCGUUGAUAAGUUCUCUUUGAGAUUACUUUCGUCCCAGAUGUUUUAAAAAAAACUAUCAACCUUUUAGAAAAUAAUUAGAUGUUAUCAACCUUCUGUCAAACGAAAUAAUACAACAAGAAAAUGGGAAACAGUCAGUUCUAUAUAAACGUUGUCUUUCUCUCUGGAACAGUCACAGUCUCACAACUCCAAUAUUCAAGUAUCGCUCCUAUCUAUCUCUCGCUCAAUGGACGAAAGAAAUGCAGAAAGAGAAACUAAAGAUUUCAUGAACGUUGAAUCUUUCUCUCAACUUCCUUUCUUCCGUCGUCCUCCCUCCAAAGACAAGAACCCUAAACCCGUUCGUCUCUUCGGCAAAGAUUUCACCACUGGAGAAUACUCCGGUACCACCAGUCAACAAGACCACUCCGAGACCAAACACAAAGAAGAUGAAGAAGUAGCAGAAGACGACCAAACCGGAGAUAACGGUAAAGACAAUAGCAGAAGCAACAACAACAGGAGAUUCGAGUGUCACUAUUGUUUUAGAAACUUCCCUACUUCACAAGCCCUAGGUGGACACCAAAACGCUCACAAAAGAGAACGCCAGCUCGCCAAACGCGGUGCGUCCUCUUAUUUCCACCAUCCCGACGCUAAUCUAUAUGGUUACCGUCACUACCCGUCGUGGAGCAGCACAUCUUUACCGGCCGCUAGGUUCUAUGGAGGAAACAUUCCAGGUUCAGGACCGUCGUCCUCGUUUCACACACGGCCGAUCAAUGGGAGUCCAUUAGGACUAUGGCGUUCAUCUUCCAGCUUUAGAGGCGUUUAUAACCCAAACGCUGCGUUUACUAGUCAUGUCUCUUCUGAUAACUCAAUUUUAUCAUCCUUGGCUGGUUCUCAGCCGCAUCCACCGUUACAAGUGGGUGGCUCCGCAGCUCAGAACCGCAUGUCUUCAUACCGGUACGGUUUGAGUCCUAAUGUGCAAGAUCAUGUGAGUCUUGAUCUUAAUCUUUAACGUCACAGAAAAAAAAACUAUAAUAUCUAUUCCACACAUGUUUUAACCAGUUCAUUUAGUAAAAUUUAAGAAUGUUAUGAACUUUUAGAGAAAGAAAAACUGGUAGGUAUGUGAAUGAGAAAAUGUACGAUGUGUGGAUCUUACGUACGUUAACGUAAUUUAUUUCGUUAACAUUUGAUGAUGUUUCUGAUGCUCAUCACUCAUAUAUAAUAAGAACUCAAUUAUAUGUUUUUUUUUCCAA
Molecule: messenger RNA, 3176 nt
Organism: Brassica rapa (field mustard)
Lineage: Eukaryota; Viridiplantae; Streptophyta; Magnoliopsida; Brassicales; Brassicaceae
Product: zinc finger protein GIS
Biological process (GO): response to gibberellin; trichome morphogenesis; trichome differentiation
Molecular function (GO): DNA-binding transcription factor activity
Source: RefSeq, a predicted model, not a curated record